CUUGACCUGUGCUCACCCCACGGCUACGAUCUGCCACCUUUUCAGCCUCUACCCCCGCACUAAGCUUGAGAAGGCUGAUCACUGCUUUCUUUUUCUUUCUCCUUCCUUCUUCUUUAUAAACAGCUGCUCUCGUCCUUGAGGCCUUCUCUGUCUCAAUGAGUUCCAAAUCAACAUCCAUAACUACUGUCGCUUCCUUGAAAUCGUGUAACUAGUCGAAUGCGACAAUAUCCCUUUUGUGGCUGCGAACAGUUCACCAAGCACGCGAGUCGUUCAUACACGCAAACGGGCUCAUUACUGCAAAGCAGCUCAUGUCUACCCAACCUCAGCCCUUUCCAGCCGAUGAAUCCCCUUUCAUGUCCGCAAAUAUGUGCUCCCACAGCUUUCCGUCAUCCAACACGUCGUUGACGCGGUCGGGCCAGUCUCAACAACCUCAAUCCGGGUUCUCCCAGAAUCGAGGAGCAGCCCAAGGCGGACGUCCCUCCACACAGGAGAAAGGAGGACCGACCGCCACAGCUCCAUUCCUGCAAGACUUUAGUCUCGUGGCCGAGGCAGCGAAGCGGGCGCAGAUGGCUGUCCUUAUGAGGGACUUAGAAGGCGUUUCUCUAUAAUGGACUGCGACUUAACGACAUCUUUUCACUAAACUAGCGGUUUUGGUCCUUCAAGUUUAAAAGGAGAGCUGUGUUUGCGGCAAUUCGAAGGACGGCAUUAGAAACAUCAUAGAUUAAGAGGCCUUGGUUGAAUUGGUGCGAGUUACGCUGUACAUUUCCACCGAUCUCUAUGCACAUACACGCGAUUUAAAGGCAUGGCGGUGAAGGCUAAACUUGGCAUUUUGGAACUGGCGCAGGGGAUUUAUUGACGGAUCAAAGGGACCAUUUCGAUUCAUUUUCAUCGCAUUUCCUUGGUUUGUGGUGCAACCUCCCUUGGAUGAAGAGAAUCUCAUGACCGACUAGUACGUUAACUGUAACGAGUGAACUUAGGCUGCCGUUUGGUUUACAAGUUAUGUUUUCAAUUUGGUCUCAAAAAGAUCCCACCAGGCUCGUCGCGCGUAUGUCGCAUGUUCUUCAAUCUUAUUGAACCAUAUUUAUCUUAAGUUUCAAUUCAA
Messenger RNA from Coccidioides immitis RS, 1102 nucleotides. RefSeq lists its product as uncharacterized. The transcript has a single exon. The record is from RefSeq and is a predicted model, not a curated record. Bases 309 to 608 code for a protein of 99 amino acids. NCBI's taxonomy places the organism in Eukaryota, Fungi, Ascomycota, Eurotiomycetes, Onygenales, Onygenaceae.